This is a messenger RNA of Oryzias melastigma (Indian medaka), 1014 nucleotides long. RefSeq names its product stathmin. The record is from RefSeq and is a predicted model, not a curated record. Lineage: Eukaryota; Metazoa; Chordata; Actinopteri; Beloniformes; Adrianichthyidae. Bases 173 to 610 code for a protein of 145 amino acids. Gene Ontology annotation, biological process: neuron projection development; microtubule depolymerization; regulation of microtubule polymerization or depolymerization. The transcript has 5 exons. Gene Ontology annotation, cellular component: neuron projection; cytoplasm. Gene Ontology annotation, molecular function: tubulin binding.
UGAUUGGUCGCCUUGAACCAACGGCUGCAUGGAACGCUGGUGACGUUUGAUGAAGUGCUUUGUGCGCGAAGGUGCAGAUGUUGGCGGUCUAAGCAGAGAAAAGGAGCAACGAAAGGUCUUUUCUUCAAGUUGAGCUGCACUUGACGGACAAUCAAAGGGAUUUCUUGCUAAAAUGGCAAACUCCAAUGACAUCCAAGUGAAGGAGCUGAACAAGCGUGCAUCGGGUCAAGCUUUUGAGGUCAUCCUGAGCCCCUCAACCCCCGACGCUAAGGUUGACUUCCCCUUGUCCCCAAAUAAGAAAAAGGAAACAUCGCUGGAUGAAAUUAAGAGGAAACUGGAAGCUGCAGAAGAACGACGCAAGAGCCACGAGGCAGAAGUGCUGAAACACUUGGCGGAGAAACGUGAGCACGAGAAGGAGGUCAUCCAGAAAGCCAUGGAGGAGAGCUCCAACUUCAGCAAGCUGGCACAGGAGAAACUCAAUCAGAAGAUGGAGGCAAACAAAGAGAACCGCUCCGCUCGGAUGGCGGCCCUCAACGAGAAGUUCAAAGAGAAGGACAAAAAGCUCCAAGAGGUGAGGAAGAACAAGGAGGCGAUGAAAGAAGAUGAUUGAUCCAUUCAUCAUCAUCAUGACAGCAUGUCCAAAGAUAAGCUACGUUUUUGACGAAGUCUUCUCCUUAAACUGUCACUGUAAUUGGAAUUUUAAGGGUAGAUCUUAAACAAUUGUAUUGCUCCUGAUUUCUCUUUGGCAGCUGGUUAUACUGUAUCUUGUCGUUUUUUUUAGAGGUAUUUUCUGGAAGUAAAUCUGUUCAUAAUGCUGGAAGUCUGACACAGAACAAUGCUGUUUUUCUGUUUUUUUCCCCCCAAAUCCUCAGGAUUCCUACAGGACAUCUGUAUUCGACAAAUAUAAAUGAUGUUACUUUUAUUCUAUGAUCAGUAUCACAGUUAUAUAUGACCCUUUCAAUUCUCACUGUUGCAUGUCUGUUAAUAAAUGUUUUUUUAUACUGCUGACACCUA